This is a messenger RNA of Zerene cesonia (dogface butterfly), 2208 nucleotides long. RefSeq lists its product as uncharacterized. The coding region runs from base 1 to 1920 and encodes 639 amino acids. The transcript is spliced from 7 exons. The record is from RefSeq and is a predicted model, not a curated record. Gene Ontology annotation, molecular function: phosphatase activity. Gene Ontology annotation, biological process: dephosphorylation. NCBI's taxonomy places the organism in Eukaryota, Metazoa, Arthropoda, Insecta, Lepidoptera, Pieridae.
AUGAAGUUCUCAUUUCAACACCGAGCUUUUUACUGUUAUAUUGGUAUGAGUAUUUGGAUUUUCUUCCUCAUAACAGUUGUCUACAAGUACAUUACAGUCAGUGACGAUCCAGUGGCAAUUAAAGUUGAUCAUAGCGUGUAUAUAUCUAAAAUUGAUAGUAAAUACAAGAAGACCUACAGCAGAGCAUGUAAUCCACCUGAAAGUAUUGUAAGAGGAUCAGAAGCGGCAGUAGAUAGCGAUACAUGGUUAUUGCAGGGAGUACUGGUGAUUACUAGGCAUGGUGAUAGAGGACCUCUGACACAUUUGAAGGGGGGUGAUCAAUUACCAUGUGACACAGUGCCUGCGUCUCCUUUAUUAAAAAGCUAUGAAGAAUUUGUCUUAAAUGCAAGUUCGUCGGGACGCGCCUGGUGGGUAGCCGGCCCGGGCCCGUUUCACAACUUCCCCUCGCUCCCUCGGACAGCUGCUACUCAUUGUGCGUUGGGGCAGCUCACCCCCCAUGGGCUGUUGCAGAUGAUUACUGUCGGUAACAUUUUACGAGAGGCAUAUGGUGAAUAUCUUGGCAUGGAAAGUAUGGAAUUAUCCGGGAAAAAAGAUACAGGCGGGCUAGCGUACAGCACUCGGUACCGGCGCACCUUCCAGUCGCUGCAGGCGCUUGCGUGGGGCGCCACGCGCAACGCGGCCGCCGCCCGCGAGGCGCACAGCGUCGCCUUCUGCUUCCGCCACUGCGCCUGCAACGCGCACCACGCGCUCGCCAAGAGAAUAAGUAUACAAGCAAGGAAUCGACUCGAUUCACAUCCAGCAAUCAAGGAAUUGAUCAAGAAGUUAUCGAGGGUUUUAUUCGAAUCUCAGGAAUACACAGAUGCUGAUGUCGUUAGAGAUGCUCUAUUAGCUUAUAUGUGCCACGACGCACCGAUGCCUUGCUCAGAACAAAAAGUAGACAAGAAACUAUCCCUAACUAAUCGGAAAAGAAAAUUUAGAUCAGAUAGCGUCCGAUCUCGGAACAUUCUCGAAGUUGACAUCGACACUUUAAACAUGGAACUCGAUUAUAUAAACAACCAAUUAGAUUUCAACAACGAGAUCGGAAGGAAAGCAAGGGAUAUCAUAAAACCAUUCGAUAAACAAAAGCAACCGCUAGACUUCGACGCUCAAAUGGAACGAGAAAAGCUUCUAUAUUACCAACAAAGAUACUUGGACAGCGCAGAUAACUACGACGAUGUCGUGAUUGUGAAGAAAAAUUUAGACGCGGAUUUCAAUUUUCCGAACGACGCUCGAAUAGACGCUGAUUUCGAUGAAGAGUACAAAGAGCCCACACCAGAUGUAUCCGAGAGUUUCUGUAUCAAAAAGGACCAUAUUAUGUCACUAUUCUCGUAUUUGGAGUGGGGUUAUCGGCAAGACGUGAAAAAUAUUAAUAAUAGGCGUCGGAGUUUGUUAAUAGCGUACGGGCUGGUACACAAUGUGGUACAGAAUAUGAUUCGAAUGAUAUCUGAGAACAAGCCCAAGUUCGUUGUGUACUCCGGACAUGAUAAAACCUUACAAGCGUUAAUCCUAGCUCUGGGGCUUAACAACUAUCAGCAUUAUAAUAUACAGUACGCGGCACGGAUGAUAUUCGAAGUGUACAGAAAGAAGGAUUUACGGGACGAGUUUAAAUUUACGAAACGGAAAGCGGUGGCUCAAGAUUUUUACUUCCGCGUCGUUUAUAAUGGGGAAGAUGUGACGCACAAAUUGAGUUUUUGCAAAAAUAGACAGAUCGUUGAUAUGAAAGUUGUUGACCCGAGCGAUGAUACGAAAACGUUUAUUACAUAUCUAUGUCCAAUCGAGAAUAUUGUCCGUUUCAUACACGACGAUUAUUUCGCUAUUUUCAACGUGAGUAAUUAUAAAGAUGCGUGCGCUGCGUAUGGGAAUGGUAAACAUAUUGUAUGAGACAAAGAUAACUUCGAAAAUGAACCAAUGAAUAAAAUAGAUUUAGGUUUUUCAUAUACGAGUUGUUUGAUGACGUAUUGUGAAAUUUAAGAAAUAGUAAAAGUAAUAAAGGUAUAUUCGUAUCUGAUAAUCACACGGCUGUAAGUUUAAGAUGUAUUAAAAUCUAGUUAUGUUUUUUAACAUAUAUAAAACCUUGCUGAUUUACGACAAAAAUACGUUAAAACAAAUUCUAAAAGCGAAUUUAUUUCAUUUAAUGAUAAUAAUUUAUUAAUUGAUGCGGCUACUUAA